AUGGCCAUGCCCACGGCCGCCGCGGCGCUGCUCCACCCCUCCGCUGUCGCCGCCCCGUCCCCCUCCACCUCCUCGGCGCGCCGCAGUGCCCCUUCCUCCUCCUCCUCCUCGGCGCGGUGCGGCGGCAAUGCCUCCGCCGGAAACGGCGCGGGCGCGCGGCGAGGUGCGGCGGUGCGGGCGAUGGUGGCGGGGGCCGCCGCGCCGGUGACCGGGGCGGCGGAGGGAUGCGGCAGGCAGGAGGCCCCCGCCGCGCCCGCCGUCGAGAUCCCCGUCACGUGCUACCAGAUCCUGGGCGUCACGGAGAAGGCCGAGAAGGACGAGAUCGUCAAGUCGGCCAUCGAGCUGAGGAAGUCGGAGAUCGAAGACGGGUACACGGAGGAGGUGUCCACCUGCAGACAGGCUCUGCUGCUGGACGUGAGAGACAAGCUUCUCUUUGAACAGGAGUAUGCAGGAAGCACCAGGGCCAAGGUUCCGCCCAGAUCCUCUCUCCAUAUACCCUGGAGCUGGUUGCCUGCUGCCUUGUGUGUCUUGCAGGAGGUUGGGGAAGAGAAGCUGGUUUUGGACAUUGGUCAGGCAGCUCUACGACGUCCUGAUUCUAAGCCAUAUGCUCACGAUGUACUUCUUGCAAUGGCACUAGCUGAAUGCUCCAUUGCAAAAGCUAGCUUUGAAAAAAGUAAAGUAUCUCUUGGCUUUGAGGCUCUAGCACGUGCUCAAUAUCUUUUGAGGAAAAAACCAUCUUUAGAGAAGAUGCCCCUUCUUGAGCAGAUCGAAGAAUCACUUGAAGAGCUUGCACCAGCUUGCACUCUAGAGGUUUUAAGCCUGCCCCGUACACCUGAAAAUUCUGAACGCAGGCGAGGUGCUAUUGCAGCUCUCUGUGAAUUGCUUGGACAGGGACUUGAUGUUGAGUCAUCAUGCAGAGUUCAUGAUUGGCCUUAUUUCUUGGGCCAGGCAAUGGACAAGCUAUUAGCCACUGAAAUUGUGGAACUACUUUCUUGGGACUCUUUGGCUACAACUCGUAAAAACAAAAAAUCGUUGGAGUCCCAGAGCCAGCGGGUGGUAGUUGACUUCAACUGCUUCUACAGGGCAAUGCUUGCACACCUUGCGUCUGGAUUUUCAACCCGCCAGACUGAGUUGAUAAGUAAAGCUAAAACCAUCUGCGAAUGCUUAGUUGCAUCUGAGAACACCGACCUGAAAUUUGAGGAAUCUUUUUGCUCGUUUCUUCUUGGAGAGGAAUCUGGCGCCACAGUUUUCGAAAAGCUUCAGCAGCUUCAAAGUAAUGGAAGUUCCAAUUCAAGAAAUUAUGGGUUAGCUAAAAAGAAAGACAGCAGUGACAAGGUUACUGUCAACCAGUCACUGGAACUGUGGCUGAAGGAGGUGGCACUUUCUCGUUUUGCAGAUACAAGAGAUUGUCCGCCAUCCUUGGCCAACUUCUUUGCUGCUCCUAAGCGCCUCAUUAGCACUUCCAAGCAGAAACUAGGGGCCACGAGAAGGGUCCUUUUGAGCUCUCAGACGUCUCCUAGUGCCUCCACAUGCAACAGAACUUCAGGACAGCAGAAUCCAAGAUUAAAUUCUACCAGCCAUCUCGGGGAAGCUGUAAAGCAGCUUGCACCAACCACCCUGGGGGUCCAGGGCCAUUCAUCAACGGAUAGGCCAGUGAAUGGUUUAAGUACAACAUCUGUUCCUCUGAAGCGCAACCCUGGAUCCCAUCCUGUAAGAACCUUGGAAUCGUGGGGCCUGACUGGGGAUGUUAUAGGAAAAAUCGCUUACACUGCAGUCCUGGGGUUUGCCCUCUUUGGUACAUUGAAACUGGUCAGGUUUCAGUUUGGGAACACAAAACCUGCCUCCUCAACUAGAGAAUCUGCAGCCACAUCUUCUCUGAAUGAAGCAUCUUCAUCAGAAAAUUCUUUUAUCAGUAGCAGAGUCAGGGAACAGUUUGAGAAGCUGUCAAAAAUGCUUUGGUUGAGCAAUAGGCUCCAUCCGAGAGGCGAAAGAAGUGAUCUGUCUCCUGGUUCUAGCGAUGUGGCUGCUAUAGCUCGCAAGGAAAGGAUGUCUCUUCAAGAAGCAGAAGCGCUUGUGAAGCAGUGGCAAGAUAUCAAGUCCGAAGCUCUUGGCCCUGACUAUGAAAUCGAUAUGCUCUCCGAGGUCCUCGAUGGUUCGAUGCUGUCAAAGUGGCAAGACUUGGCUUUAUCAGCAAAGGAUCAGUCCUGUUACUGGAGAUUUGUUCUGCUGAAUCUCUCUGUUGUCCGAGCCGAGAUCCUGCUGGAUGAGGCUGGUGACGGUGAAGUGGCGGAAAUCGAUGCUGUGCUCGAGGAAGCUGCUGAGCUUGUUGAUGACUCCCAGCCCAAGAAGCCCAGUUAUUACAGUACGUAUGAAGUUCAGUACACGCUGAGGAGGCAGGACGACCGAUCGUGGAAAAUCUGCGAGGCCGCUGUCCGGGACCUGUCGUGA
Molecule: messenger RNA, 2448 nt
Organism: Triticum turgidum subsp. durum (durum wheat)
Lineage: Eukaryota; Viridiplantae; Streptophyta; Magnoliopsida; Poales; Poaceae
Source: the annotation of a GenBank genome assembly